UCCCGUUGAAUCAAUUGGAUGCUGUCCUGCUUAGCAUCUCUCCAAGCAGUGGCCUGGAGUUUGGGCUGUUCGUCAAAUCUUCCGUAGCAGUGGGCAGGAAGGGGCCAAGGGCUGGCUCGGAUGGAAAGUGAGGGAUCUGAAGCCUGAGACUGCAGCCAAGAGUGGUCAGAGAGAGCUGGCUCAAAGCCACUUCAACGCCAGUGACCCCGAGGAGUUCAGCAAAUAUUUAUUAUGACUCAAUUUCCUCAUCUACAAAAUACGCAGUCUUGUAAGCCCUGUGGAAAUAACAGUACGCAACAAAAAAUACCCUUUCCCUCACUCUCCCCUCUAAUUGGCAAGCCCCUCCCCCAGACCGUAGCGUACUGACGUAAGUUGACAGGAAGACUCCUCCACCCCGCCAUCUCCGUUUCCUAGGGAACGUGGACUCCGCGUUCCACUCGCCGUCGCUGCCCCCUUGACGUCACGGUCCGGAUAGGAGGGCGGGGCGAAUGCUACCGCCAGGGGCGGGGCAGCGCGGGCCCGCCGGCCUGGCUGUGCACCUGCGCCUCGGCUGGCUGCCUGGGGCACCGUACUCUGCCCGCCUGGCCCCACCAUGGCCAGGCCGCAGAGGACUCCGGCGCGCAGUCCCGACAGCAUCGUCGAGGUGAAGAGCAAAUUUGAUGCCGAGUUCCGACGCUUCGCGCUGCCCCGCGCUUCGGUGAGCGGCUUCCAAGAGUUCUCUCGGUUGCUGCGUGCAGUACACCAGAUUCCGGGCCUGGACGUGCUGCUUGGCUACACAGAUGCUCACGGCGACCUACUGCCCCUCACCAAUGACGACAGCCUGCACCGGGCCCUGGCCAGUGGGCCCCCGCCGCUGCGCCUGCUAGUGCAGAAGCGGGCAGAAGGUGACUCCAGUGGCCUGGUCUUUGCCUCCAACUCUCUGCAGCGGCGUAAGAAAGGGCUCCUCCUUCGGCCUGUGGCACCCCUGCGCACCCGGCCACCCUUGCUAAUCAGCCUGCCCCAAGACUUCCGCCAGGUUUCUUCAGUCAUAGAUGUGGACCUACUGCCUGAGACCCACCGACGGGUGCGGCUACAUAAGCAUGGUUCUGAUCGCCCCCUGGGUUUCUACAUCCGAGAUGGCAUGAGCGUUCGUGUAGCUCCCCAGGGCCUGGAACGGGUUCCAGGCAUCUUCAUCUCCCGCCUGGUACGAGGGGGCCUGGCUGAGAGUACAGGGCUGCUGGCAGUAAGUGAUGAGAUCCUCGAGGUCAAUGGCAUUGAGGUAGCUGGCAAGACCUUGGACCAAGUGACGGACAUGAUGGUCGCCAACAGCCAUAACCUCAUUGUCACUGUCAAGCCAGCCAAUCAGCGCAAUAAUGUGGUGCGUGGGGUAUCUGGGAAUCUGACAGGGCCUCUUUCUGCUGGGCCUGGGUCUGCUGAGCCCGAUAGUGACGAUGACAGCAGUGAUCUGGUCAUUGAGAACCGCAAGCCUCCCUGUUCUAAUGGGCUGUCUCAGGGGUCUCCAUGCUGGGACCUGCGUCCAAGCCGCCUACUUCCUGGUACCCGCAGCUCUCUGCCCUCACUGGAUGAUCAGGAGCAGGCCCGCUCUAGCUGGGGGAAUAGCAUGCGAGGAGAUGGUAGUGGCUUCAGCCUCUGACAGGCAAGGAUGCUGCCCCUUGCCCCUCCAGGCUGCUGGGACAUGGCAGGGACUUCCCCAGUGGGGGUUUUUAGCUUGCUCACAGGGCCUUCUCAGUCUGGGGAAGAUUAAAGGUUUUCUA
Messenger RNA from Camelus dromedarius (Arabian camel), 1754 nucleotides. It is a transcript of the gene PARD6A, whose product is annotated as par-6 family cell polarity regulator alpha. Gene Ontology annotation, biological process: centrosome cycle; establishment or maintenance of cell polarity; regulation of cellular localization. The transcript is spliced from 3 exons. Gene Ontology annotation, molecular function: protein binding. NCBI's taxonomy places the organism in Eukaryota, Metazoa, Chordata, Mammalia, Artiodactyla, Camelidae. The record is from RefSeq and is a predicted model, not a curated record. Gene Ontology annotation, cellular component: nucleus; apical plasma membrane; cell cortex. Bases 593 to 1633 code for a protein of 346 amino acids.